Molecule: messenger RNA, 2435 nt
Organism: Cryptomeria japonica (Japanese cedar)
Lineage: Eukaryota; Viridiplantae; Streptophyta; Pinopsida; Cupressales; Cupressaceae
Product: dynamin-related protein 5A
Exons: 16
Coding region: 134-1972 (612 amino acids)
Cellular component (GO): microtubule; cytoplasm; membrane
Molecular function (GO): GTPase activity; GTP binding; microtubule binding
Source: RefSeq, a predicted model, not a curated record
AUGACACUUUAAACGGGUAAGUUGGGGUUGGAGGGUCCCAUUACAUUCCCGCCCGCACCCGCAUGCAAACUCCGUAUAAUUCCUGUAAACUUCGGCCAUCCGAGCCUCGGUUAGGUAUAUUCAAAGCUCUGCCAUGGAUGACUUGAUUGAGCUUGUAAACAGAAUUCAGAGAUCAUGCACUCUGCUGGAAGACCACGGCGCUGCUACUGAUACUCUUUCCCUACCAACUUUAUGGUCGUCUCUUCCUUCUGUUGUUGUCGUAGGAGGGCAGAGCUCUGGGAAAUCUUCGGUUCUGGAGAGUAUAGUUGGAAGGGACUUUCUACCCCGUGGAUCUGGUAUUGUAACAAGGAGACCACUAGUGGUACAGCUCCAUAAGACUGAUGGUACUGAAGCAGAGUAUGCCGAGUUUUUACAUAUUCCAAAGAAGCGUUUUUUAGAUUUUGGUGCAGUGCGGAGGGAGAUAGAAGAGGAGACUGACAGGGUAACAAGGCACACAAAGCAGAUAUCCCCUAAACCAAUUCAUUUGAGCAUAUAUUCUCCACAUGUUGUCAAUCUGACGCUAAUCGACCUUCCUGGUUUAACAAAUGUUGCUGUAGGAGGUCAAUCUGAUACCAUUGUUGCAGAAAUUGAAAAUUUGGUUCGCAGUUAUGUUGAGAAGCCAAAUAGUCUUAUACUUGCCAUCUCUCCUGCUAACCAAGAUAUAGCAACUUCUGAUGCUAUAAAGCUGGCACAUGACGUUGAUCCUUCAGGUGACAGAACAUAUGGCGUAUUGACAAAGCUCGAUUUGAUGGACCAGGGGACAAAUGCAAGAGAUGUUCUUGAGGGUCGAGCAUAUUGUUUGAAACACCCAUGGGUUGGUGUAAUAAAUCGAUCACAAGCUGACAUCAACAUGAGGAUUGAUAUGAUGGCUGCUAGAAAAAAACAACGUGAAUAUUUUGCCUCUAGUCCUGAUUAUAAACACUUGGAAGGCCGAAUGGGUUCAGAAUAUCUAGCCAAACUCCUUUCUAAGCAUUUGAAGGAUGUGAUCAAGGCAAGGAUACCAAGUAUUCAGUCUUUGACAAACAGGACAAUUGCUGAACUUGAAACAGAGCUAAAAUGUUUUGGAAAUCCUGUUUCUGUGGAUGCAGGGGAACGACUAUAUCAAAUUCUAGAUAUCUGUCGUGCUUUCGAUUGUAUUUUCAAGGACCAUCUUGAAGGAAGGAGACCAGGGGGUGAGCAAAUCUACCUAGUUUUCGAAAAGAACCUCCCUGCUGCCCUAAAGUCGUUACCUUUUGAUGGACAACUAUCGUUGCAGAAUAUUAGGAAGGUUAUUUCUGAAGCUGAUGGUUAUCUACCUCAUCUUGUAGCUCCUGAACAAGGCUAUCGAAGGCUUAUUGAAGGAUCUCUUAGUUACUUCAAAUCUCCAGCAGAGGCAUCCGUUAAUAGAGUACACCAUAUAUUGAAAGGGCUUGUUCAAAGGUCCAUCAGUGAAACAGAGGGAUUGAAGCACUUCCCUACUCUUCGAGCAGAAAUCUAUGCAGCUGCAACAGAAUCUUUAGAAAGGUUUCGCACUGACAGUAUGAAAACUGCACUGAGAUUGGUGGAUAUGGAAUCUAGCUAUUUAACUGUAGAUUUCUUUCGUAAACUUCCACAAGAAGUAGAGAGAAGUGGAAAUGCCACAGGAUCUAUUUUUGACCGUUACACAGAGGCUCAUCUUAGAAGAAUUGGAUCAAAUGUUUUAUCAUAUGUGAGAAUGGUGUGUGAGACAUUAAAAAAUUCUAUUCCUAAAGCUGUGGUACAUUGUCAAGUUCGAGAAGCCAAGUAUGCUUUGCUUGAUCAUUUCUAUAUAACCGUUGGGAAAAAGGAGGCAAAUCAGCUUGCAAGUCUAUUAGAUGAAGAUCCCAAAGUGGUGGUGCGCAGAGAAGCUUGUGCAAAAAGGCUUGAAUUAUUCAGGAAUGCCCGUGAUGAAAUUGAAGCUGUAACUUGGACUUAGUGUAAAUAAUGUUGUUCUGCAAUUUUUCCUAUGUUUGAUCCUCGUUUGUCUUACAAUGUUGUGUCUAUGGGUGGUUGUGGAGUGUACAACUAACAAAAUACGAAUAUGAAUUGGUGGAUGUUUAUUGUAUUAGAUGGAUUGACAUGUAGUAUGUGGGGGUUUUAUGGAUUUCCUAUGUGAAAAACUUUCGUGAGGGCUGGAAGCCAUGAAGAAAGAUUGUUUGCUGUUGAAAAAUACCAUAAAUUCUCCACUGACUGAGCUUAGCGCUUAAAAGGACUGAAACUUGCUUCAAAUCAGCAGGUCACUUUUUACUGAUUAGAAAUUAUUUACUCAUGAUUUUGAACUAAUGUUUUAGGCUAUUACAACUUCAGCAGUUGCAAAAUGAAGAUACACUAAGUUUUUGCAUGUAUGCAAUGAUGAUUUAAACUGAGCUAUUAUAAUGCAACUUUGAAUAUGUGCUCUU